AUGGACCGCUUGAUUGCUUCUGUUGGCCAAAAAUUGCCGCCUCAGGAAGGGAUUAAAGUGAAUUCAAGAACAAAAGCCUCCAUUCUACAACGAAAGGAUUUCAAUCAAUUGUUACAAAGUGUUGGUGGGAACAUGAGCAAUCUCAAACAGGAAUUGUUAGAUUACAACACGUUCACCGUGGCCGUUCCUGAUAAAGAAAUUAAACCGCAGUACUACAGAAAUCCAUUUGACAUUCCUCGAAAGAAUUUAUUAGAUCAAAUUUCUCGAAUGAGAGUCAAUUUCUUACAGACGUGUCCUUCAAGCUCAAAAUUAUUAGAUGAUGAUCAAGUUCACAGCAUUCCAGUCCAACAAAUGGGUAACUAUCAGGAAUAUCUCAAGAAAAUGCCUGCUAGUCUCCGAGAAAUUGAAACGCAACCUGCACGUCUGCAUAUGUUUGGAAAUCCUUUCAAAGUAAAUAAAAACAUAAUGAUUGAUGAAACUGACGAAGCUGUCUUUGGACAGCCGUCACGAAGCAAGAAACCUUCAACAGAAAGUCCACAGAGUUCUUUACCAAAGAAAAGAAAACCAGGUCCUUUACCGCGAGAUCUUCCCAUUAAGCGACCUGCUUCUCCAUCCCUGCUUUCCCAAGAUCUUUCGCCCCCAGUCAGUCCCAAAGUUGAAAAUAAUAUUGCCAAGGUAGAAAACUCAGCAACAACAGAUGACUCGUCCAUCUCCUCAAACCGUGGAAGCCCUUUGAAAGAAGAGACGCAAGUGGAGACGAACCACAUCCACGAGAGCACGCACCCAACCAAUAGUUCGUCCUUCCAAUUAGACUCUUCCCCAAUGGAAGUCGGCAAAGCCGAUCUGGAUGGAGAAUUGGCACCAGUUCAGGACUUUCCUAAUCAGAACAACAAUUCAAGCAGCAUUUUGGCCACAACAACUGCAAAUCACAGAGUGGAGUCCAAUUCUUGUGGGCCCAAUGCAAAACUUCGCAGCAUCUUGUAUAGAGAACUCAGGAAACCUGGAAAAAAUUACGAUAAGUUCUUUCAUCAUUUAAAUUCUAUGCAAGGUUCGUUAGGCAUCAAAAUAGACUUUAUCAAAGACUUGAUUCGCGAAGCGGGUCGUUUCAAGAAACGGCGACUCAUCCAACACCUGGAACAAUUUGAAAACGCCUUGACAGAAAAUGAGAUCCGACGACCUCGCAAGAUGCAGCAACGAACAAAUGAAUUGCAUCCCUUGAGUUGA
Acanthosepion pharaonis is the source of this 1224-nucleotide messenger RNA. The record is from the annotation of a GenBank genome assembly. Lineage: Eukaryota; Metazoa; Mollusca; Cephalopoda; Sepiida; Sepiidae.